Perognathus longimembris pacificus (Pacific pocket mouse) is the source of this 2937-nucleotide messenger RNA. RefSeq names its product synaptosome associated protein 91 (gene Snap91). Gene Ontology annotation, biological process: synaptic vesicle budding from presynaptic endocytic zone membrane; clathrin-dependent endocytosis; clathrin coat assembly. Bases 138 to 2837 code for a protein of 899 amino acids. The record is from RefSeq and is a predicted model, not a curated record. Gene Ontology annotation, molecular function: SNARE binding; 1-phosphatidylinositol binding; phosphatidylinositol-4,5-bisphosphate binding. The transcript is spliced from 28 exons. Gene Ontology annotation, cellular component: synaptic vesicle; clathrin-coated pit; extrinsic component of presynaptic endocytic zone membrane. Lineage: Eukaryota; Metazoa; Chordata; Mammalia; Rodentia; Heteromyidae.
UCGGAGGCGCCGCGCCUGGGGGGGCCCGGGGCCCGCGUGCGGCUGCGCACAGCGCCCGGAGCGGCCCAGGCUCCGCGCAUCCUGCGGCGGCGGCGCCGCGCCCCGGUGAGGAGGAGGCGCACGGGAGGCUGGAGAAGAUGUCGGGCCAAACGCUCACCGACCGGAUCGCCGCCGCCCAGUACAGCGUGACGGGCUCUGCGGUGGCCAGGGCCGUGUGCAAGGCCACCACUCACGAAGUGAUGGGCCCCAAGAAGAAGCACCUGGACUAUUUGAUCCAGGCGACCAAUGAAACCAACGUGAACAUCCCCCAGAUGGCAGACACGCUCUUUGAGCGAGCAACCAACAGCAGCUGGGUGGUUGUGUUCAAAGCCUUGGUGACCACACAUCAUCUCAUGGUGCAUGGGAACGAGAGAUUUAUUCAGUAUUUGGCCUCUAGAAAUACACUAUUUAAUCUCAGCAAUUUUUUGGACAAAAGUGGAUCCCAUGGUUACGAUAUGUCUACCUUCAUAAGGCGCUACAGUAGAUAUCUGAAUGAAAAGGCUUUCUCUUAUAGACAGAUGGCGUUCGAUUUUGCCAGGGUGAAGAAAGGGGCCGACGGCGUCAUGCGAACCAUGGCUCCCGAGAAGCUCCUGAAGAGCAUGCCCAUACUGCAGGGGCAGAUCGACGCGCUGCUGGAGUUCGACGUGCAUCCAAAUGAGCUGACCAACGGCGUCAUCAAUGCUGCAUUUAUGCUUCUCUUCAAAGACCUCAUCAAGCUGUUUGCUUGCUACAACGACGGCGUGAUUAACUUGCUCGAAAAGUUUUUUGAAAUGAAGAAAGGACAAUGUAAAGAUGCCCUAGAAAUUUACAAACGCUUUCUCACGAGGAUGACGCGAGUGUCUGAGUUUCUCAAGGUCGCAGAGCAAGUUGGUAUUGACAAAGGGGACAUCCCUGACCUCACUCAGGCUCCCAGCAGUCUCAUGGAGACCCUUGAACAGCAUCUAAACACGUUAGAAGGAAAGAAACCUGGAAACAAAUCUGGUGCUCCCUCUCCAUUAAGUAAGUCAUCUCCAGUCACCACCGUCACGUCUCCCAACUCCACACCCGCGAAAACCAUCGACACGUCCCCGCCGGUGGAUCUGUUUGCGUCGGCGGCGGCGGCGGCGCCGGUCAGCGCUUCGAAGCCGUCCAGCGACCUCCUGGACCUCCAGCCGGACUUCUCCUCCGGAGGAGCGGCGGCCGCCCCGGCAGCGCCCCCCGCCGGCGGAGCCACAGCCUGGGGAGAUUCCUUGGCCGGGCUCUCCUCUGUCCCCGCCGAAGCUCAGCUCUCGGACCCCUUCGCUCCAGAGCCCGCUCCUUCCGGCACGGCUGCAGACGUAGCCACCGCCUCCGCCGCGGCCGCGACCACCACCACGGUGACGGCCGUCACCGCCGACCUGGAUCUCUUCGGAGAGGUCUUUGCAGCGUCUCCGGGGGAGGCCCCCGCCGCGUCCGAGGGGGCGGCCGCGCCCGCCGCCCCCGCCCCCGUAGCCGCAGCCCUUGAUGCAUGCUCUGGAAAUGACCCCUUCGCCCCGUCCGAGGGCAGCGCGGAGGCUGCGCCCGAGCUCGACCUCUUCGCCAUGAAGCCGCCCGAGACCGGCGCCCCCGCGGUCACCCCCACCGCCGGCGCCGCGCCCCCGGUUCCCGCCACCGCGCCCUCGCCUGCGCCCGCCGCCGCGCCCGCCGCCGCCGCCACGGCCACCGCCGCCCCGGCGCCCGCCGCCCCGGCCGCCCCGGCGCCCGCCGCCGCCGCCGCUCCCGCGCUCGACAUCUUCGGGGAUCUCUUUGAGGCGGCUCCCCCCGAAGUGGCGGCGGCUCCAGCGCCUAAGCCGGAGGCUGCUGCGCCCAGCAUAGACCUGUUCGGGACAGAUGGCUUCUCCUCUCCACCGCACGGGGCCUCUCCGGUGCCUGACAGCGCGCUCACCGCAGACCUCCUCUCGGUGGAUGCGUUCGCGGCACCCUCCCCUGCAGCCAGCGCUUCUCCGGCCAAGGCGGAGCCUUCGGGGGUGAUAGACCUGUUCGGGGACGCUUUUGGAACUAGUGCAGCUGAGCCCCAGCCCGCUCCGCAGGCAGCCUCUAGCUCGUCCGCCUCGGCAGACCUACUCGCUGGAUUUGGGGGUUCUUUCAUGGCCCCGUCUCCAUCCCCAGUGACUCCGGCGCAGAAUAACCUGCUCCAGCCCAAUUUCGAGGCCGCCUUUGGAAGCACACCCUCAACUUCCAGCAGCAGCUCCUUCGACCCAUCAGUAUUCGACGGUCUAGGCGAUCUUCUGAUGCCGACGAUGGCACCAGCCGGGCAGCCCGCCCCCGUCUCUACGGUGCCGCCCGGCCCGGCCAUGGCCGCCGGCAAAGCCCUGGGGAGCGACCUGGAUUCGUCCCUCGCCAGCCUGGUGGGCAAUCUUGGGAUCUCCGGUACCACAACCAAGAAGGGCGACCUCCAGUGGAAUGCCGGGGAGAAGAAGCUGACCGGCGGAGCCAACUGGCAGCCCAAGGUGACACCGGCCACGUGGUCAGCGGGCGUGCCCCCGAGCGGGCCUCUGCAAGGAGCCGUGCCUCCCGCCAGCGCGGUGCCCCCCGGGCCCGGGGCCCCGGCCGUCGGACAGCCGGGAGCGGGAUUCGGGAUGGCCCCGGCGGGCGCCGCCAUGCCCAGGAUGCCCCAGCAGCCCGUCAUGUUCGCGCAGCCCAUGAUCAGGCCGCCCUUCGGAGCCGCCGCGGGCGCCGGCGCGCAGCUUUCUCCAAGCCCUACGCCUGCCGCUCAGAGUCCCAAGAAACCUCCAGCAAAGGACCCGUUAGCGGACCUUAACAUCAAGGAUUUCAUGUAAACGAUGGAAGCUGCGGUUUUUGUGACUGGAUAGGAAACCGAGACGAGCUGGCAAACCCGGGACCCGGUGGCUGCUCCGAGUCUGCGGCGGGCAGCGCCUC